UGCAGCCACCCUCCUCUGCUUUUCUCCUCCCAUCUCUCUCUCUCUCUCUCUCUUAAAACCUUAAUAAAAAGCUCAUCCUUGUGGCCACCUUUCACCAUCUCUCUCUCUCAUGGACUCUGGAGGAGAAAAUGAGAGGGCGGAGAUCGACACGAGACCGCCUUUCCGGUCAGUGAGAGAGGCGGUCUCGCUGUUCGGUGAGCAGGUUCUAGCAGGGGAGGUCUAUGCCGGUAACAAAACCAAAGAAGUCGGAGGAGCCUCCAGGAUUGGGAGAAUCACAGCAGAAUUGGAAGAAGCCAAACAAAGGCUCGAGGAGGCGAGAGAAGAUGGCGUGCGAAUGGCCAACCACCUCUCCUCUCUGGAACAAGAACUCGAGCGCACGAAGCAAGAGCUGGCGCUGCUCAAGAAGCAGCAACCCGACAAGCACCUCAUCAACAUGAUGGCUGAAUCGGAAGGAGAAGAAGAAAUGAAAGACGUCAAGUCCGUCGAAGCUCCGUCCGAGUCCGAGCUCGCGGAAGCGCUGUGGUUCGACGAGGAGAAGACGGGUUUUCACGAGAAAAGGUACGUGACGUUCGCCGACCGAGUGCUGACUCCACAGAGCGACGACGAGGCGUGGCAGGGACAUGCUUCAAUAGGGAACAACAAGAUGAAGAAGAAGAAGAAUAAGCCGUUGAUUCCGCUACUCGGAGAGAUCUUGUCCAAGAGAAAAGGACGUUCUCAUCAACAAGAAGUGGCAUCGGUCCGAGGCUGGAAGUAAAUUAUUUUCCCGUCUUUUUGACGCCCUCUUAAUGUGUUUGGCAAGCUUUGGUAGAGAAGGACGUGGCGAUUUAAGAGCUGUUAAUUUGCUGGCCGGAUUGAUGUGUGGAAUUCGAGCCGUAUUCCAAUGAUCAUGUAUUCUCUGGUGUAUUUGAGCAAAAAAAAAAUAAAUGUUAUAUUCUACAACUAAA
Molecule: messenger RNA, 944 nt
Organism: Rhodamnia argentea
Lineage: Eukaryota; Viridiplantae; Streptophyta; Magnoliopsida; Myrtales; Myrtaceae
Product: WEB family protein At1g75720
Exons: 2
Coding region: 110-754 (214 amino acids)
Source: RefSeq, a predicted model, not a curated record